This is a messenger RNA of Xyrichtys novacula (pearly razorfish), 39863 nucleotides long. The record is from the annotation of a GenBank genome assembly. Lineage: Eukaryota; Metazoa; Chordata; Actinopteri; Labriformes; Labridae.
ACAUCGUCUCGGACAAAGAUGCAGCCAAACGUGCUGCCCGAGCUCUGCUGAUAAAACCGUGAAUUAGCCUGAAGAUAAACGACAAAAAGCGGCUAACAGGUGGUUGUUAGCAGGCACUCUGCACUGUUGCGCCUCAAGUCUCCAAGCGCAGCGCCAAGAUGCUGCUACCGUGCGGCACCCUGUUCCUGCUGGCGGCUCUCUACUGCAGCGUAGACCUGACAGCGGCUGAGGUAAGCAGAUGAAGCUCUUUCUAUCUUAAAAUGUGAAGUUUAACCGUUUUUGGUCUUUAAAAUGGAGUUAAUGUGCGCGUAAAGGAUGAUCUGUUUGGACUGGAACUCGGCAACAUUACGCACAACUAAGGCUACAGCCCAGAUGAACAGUUUUAACUUAAUUUAAUCAAAACAUUACUCCAUAAUAUUACUUUAUUGGGUGACAGACAUUCUGUGUGUUUAAAUGUAACAGAAGUGGCGUUUCCCUAACCAGAUUUAUCAGUUUUAACAAUUUGUGCAGUCUCUAUUAUGAGUUAUGUUGUGUGUUUUCUCAUCUAGACAGCUCUCCUUCACAGCACUUCUGAAUAGUCUCAGUUGAGUCUGCUCUCAGUUCUGCGUCCCACACUUCUGCAAGAGAGAGAGAGAGAGAGAAAGAGAGAGGAAGGGAGGGAGGGUGGGGCACAGUGCCCACUGUAGCUUCAGUUUCUAAAUGUGUGUGUUUGCUUGUGGUAUGGCGAGAUAACUCAUUUGCUUAUCACUGAUAUGUUUAGGUUAUCAAAUAAACUGCAAGUCAUCUGAUAGAUUUAGGUAUUUGAGUAAAUUUCUACUGCAAGCAUCAAGAUUGGAGUGGACAAAACUUGUACUCUCUUAUGAUCCCAUGAUCUGCUUCCACUGAUAACCAGAGGAGAUGAUGUUUAAAACUGUUUAUAUGACUGUUCUUUUCCAGUCAUCAGAUUAUCUGACUUCCCUGUUAGCCUGUGUUCUUCUUGGUAUGUAGACUAUUGAAUAAGAAGCUCUCAUUUUCCAGAAAGUAACAUCACAGACUGGAACUCAGUGUAUUAUUGUAAGGUCAUGCAACAAGACCUAGAUUUACUAUAUAGUGAUGCUCUAGUGGUUUUGUCAAGCCAAGUUUUCAGUCAGUAAACUUUUAUCAGGCUGCGUUUAUGCCAGCUAGACUUGGUGCCUCCACAAUAUGAAUUUACAACUUGAACAGUUCCAGCUACACAAGUAGGUAAUGUUUAAAUUUGUGAUAUAGUAAACAUCAGAAGUUGUGUUGCGUUCCCUUUUCAUUUUACUGCUUGCUGGAUUAUACCCAAAAAAGUGGUCUUGUUCUGCUGAGGGGCUCGUCACGUGUUUUAUUUUGAAAGGUGGGCGGAGAGUCCUCUUCCUCAAGAGAGCAGAAAUCCAGGUGAGGGGGAGGAAACAUAAGUGUAUUGUAUCAAGUGUGGAGAUGAAGGAGAUCAGGCCACUAUUGCACAAUAGAGCAAUGUGUGAUCUUCCAGAGAAAAUGAACACCUCACAAGGGAGCCUGGAGUCAUCAUGUGGAGGGUUUCUUCAGCUUUGGGGUUAGCUUUAGGGGUCUUCUUCCAGCUGUGAUAUCUUUUUAGGAUACUUGUUUCAAGUUUAUGCCCCAGAUAAUGUUGAGUGCUGGCAUUCAGUUUUAUUUGUUCAAAUCCUCAAAGUAUCAGAGCAGUACAAAAAGAUUUUUGGAUGUCUGUUUGUCCCUAGAUGUUUUAAACCAUGAUUUUAUUCACUCAAAAAGAGCUUUGAUUCAUAGAGCUGCGUGGGAUAAAAGUAAUGAUGUCAAGAGACAACAUAUCAGGUUAAACGAAAAAGCAAAAGCAACUUUCAUCCACCGCCUGGACAUCUGGAAACUAAAGUGUUGGGGUGAAGAGGUGUCUAUCUGGUUGAACAUCUUGUUACCGAUCAAAUCACACCAAUAAAAUCAGAGUAGCUCAAUAUUCAGGAUGUGAGACUGUCACAUCCCCUGGAGGUCCACAAAAGGAAGUUUUUUGAUCCUGUUUGUGGGUUUAAUCCAUCCGGAGGUUCUCAGGGAACAGACAGAGGCUGAGAAAAAUGACCCACAUACCAAGUUAAUAUGAGGAUGUAGUCAGAUAGUUAUUUUUAACUUUUGCUUUUGUAACCUGCACCUUCUUAAAUAUGAAUCUUAUGAAGAGAAAUCAACAUUUGGCUUAUAUUCGGAGGUCAUUUUAGUGUAUUUAUCUCCUUUUUGGCUCCACACACUCCAGGGCAUGACAUUGACUGAGUAUCAGAGCCUCCUGUUUAGGCUCCUUCAUAAUCAGCGGGGCCAAACUGAGGCCAGGAGUGAAAAUACAGUAUAAACAAUUCACUCUCAGGCUCAUAAGGGCAGGGGCGCGUGCAAAUGUGAUAACACAGAGGUCAGGCUGACUAAACAAAGGCAAUAUUGAAGAGAUAGAGUAAAAUUUGCCUUUAUUCUCCAUGCGCCAUGUACAGAUGUAGCAAUGAGUUAAUGUCAAGAUAUUCAGACUUUUGUUCCAAACUUGCUGCUUGGUUUUCUGCACAGUUUGUAUUUUAUGAACAGAAUCAAGUUUCUCUCCCUUGGCAGUCAUUUUAUUUGAUCAAGAUGACUCAUUUGUAAUUCCUGGAGGAAAAGAAGAAGAAGGAGGAGGAGGAGGAGGAGGAAAAGGAGGGAGGGCAGAUUAGCGGAUUCCUGUAGUGAGAGUUGGUGUGUGGGAUGUUGGAUGGAGAAAUCUGGAAAGGUGUUAGCUGGUGGGAAAGAUGAGAUUCUCUGUGCUGCCAGGCUUUUUUCUCUUUCCUUGGCCAGGAUGUCCCAGGACAGGGUGAACCCCAAGGAGGAUGAACAGAUAUGUAGGAGGCUGCUCUGAGAGCUGUUAAUCCCAUACAGCCCAAGGAAUGUGUGUAAAUUGUCUGCUGAAAGCCGAGAGUCAUUAUCAACACUUGAUCUGUAUGUCAUGCUGCCCAAAGUGCAGACAGGGCAGCUUGUAGUUUGGUCUAGGCCUGAUCCUCCUUCCCAUUGCCCCCCACAAAGACAACAGCUGAUCCUGUUACCGUGACGGGCCACCAACCAAGCAUUGCACCCUGGGAAGGCCCAACCUGCCUGACCCUCGUGUCCUUAGUGUCAUAAAAAUGCCUACAUUUGGAAGAGUUGUGAUAGUGUUUGUGUCCCUGUAUUUUGACAGGCGUUGCCGAGGUGGCAAAAGUAAUACUUCUCUGACCUUGAUACUCAAGGAGUGUGACAGGUAUGCCCCACUUUCCACCCCCUGUGUGAGUGUGUUUCUCUGUGUGUGUUCCCUGUUGUUGCCAAGUGAGGGGCGGAUUAAACAGUGGUUAAGCACGGUAAAACCCUUUUGUAUUCACUGUGGUCCAAACAUCAACCUGAAGUCAAAUCAUCUAUAUUUGUAACAGAUGUAUUUUCACACAGAAACCACCUAUUUGGUCCUGGACAGAUUACAACACGUUUUUUCUUCUGCUGAUGGGACUCCAAUACCCCACAAUUAGCUGAGCAGAGUCCCUCUCAAGUGCUGGAGUAACAAAAAGUAUUAUUCAUCAUUACUUUUUAGUGUUGAACCUUGUAUGGAAUGUGUAUUGUAUGAUUGCUAAAAUGGCUAUCAUAUGCAGACUGACUCCUGAUAAUCUGAUAGAGUUUUCAGGAGAACCUUAUUUCAACAUGAAAAUGCUCUUACUUCAAGUUUUACUGCAUUUAGUGAUUUUGAUUUAAACUGGAAGAUAAAUGCUGGAUUCGAAACAGCCUAUCAGGUGCAGUAUACAGUAUAAUCCACUUACUUCAUCCUGCAUUUGAAGGUAGAGCACGCAGUAUGACCCCGUUCAUUUUUUCUUUUUUUUUUAACUUGUGUUUUUGAGCAUUUUUGUUGGCUAGGAAAACUGAAGAAAGACAGGAAAUGUGGGGAGGAGAGAGUGGGGGAAGACACGCAGUAAAGGGUCGUGGCAUAGGGUCAAACCAGUAACUUCUAGGCAAGGACUACAGCCUCAGUUUAGGGGUGCUCUUAGAGCGCUUGGCCAUUGUCACUUGACUAUUCUGUUAGAUCUGUUUGGCAGGAUGCUUGGCCAGGCGUUGCUGGUUUUCAGUUUUGGACAGUGGAAAGAAGCACCCAGCCUAUUGUUGCAGUGUAGCGUCCUCUUGUGGUUUAGAGAAAGUUGGAAAAUUAUUAAUAUAGAGUUUAAUGAUAACGUCCACAACUGACUAGUUACGUAGGGCUCCCCUAGUGUUUAUAUGUUGUUCUAGAUAUAUAACCAUAACUUGUUUACUAUCUUUAUGGGCUAUUGUGACAGUUGGGUAUUUUGCAGACUAUACACUACAUUUUGGCCUUCAAACUUCUGGCUGAUAUCUCUACUCCUCGUGGUUCAAGUUACCCGUUAGGACUGGAAAAUUAGAGAUGUACUUACCAGCAUUGCCACUAUUGCCUGGAUUGCAGGACAGAAGUUUGCUCCACUUUUCCUUAUAAGGAAAUAGUGAGGCCUGAACCAUCUCCAAUACAAGAAGCUCCUCAAGCUGUUUUUGCAUCUGUGCCUCAUCUCCCGGCCUAGGAUGUAAUCUGCUGUUUUUGCCACAGGGUCAACAAGCAAGGGUGAAAUGUGCCAGACUCUUGUUCCACAUAUUGAUCUGAUGUUAUGGGGUUUUGACAAAAUCAGAAUCAAGCAUUUACCACAGCCGGUUAUAACAUUAUCUAACAGCUGUAGACUCUACUUCUAACCUUAGAUGGACUUAGUAUGAUUGUUCUCAUUGCUGUAUGUCCUAUCUUAGUGCAUUAAUUUGUUUCUUACUUAAAUAUAAGCUGAUUAACCAGAAACAAGUUUAACUAAUGUGUGUGGCAGACCACAAUAUUAUCCAACAUCCUGGGUCAGCUAAAGCCUGUGCCCGGAUAAAAGUUUUUUUUUUUUUCACUUAGUAACUACUUUUUUGUUGUGCUUUUGAAUCCAUACUGGCACAAAAUGAAUAAUUAAGAUACAGCCCUGAGAAGUGCAGUGGGAAAAUAGUGACUGUUCACGCUUUGCCAGCUUUGCAAAUGUCACUCUCUCUCUCCUACCAGCACACUGUUUCUAUCUGCGAUUACAAAGUUAGACAUAAAAUGGAAAACCACUUUACAUUACAUUUUAGGAAAUCUUGGAUUCUGCAUCUGAAUAACUUUUUUUUUCCCACACUCAUGUGUUCCCACAUUAACAGCCUGGAGAUUAACUCAUGUUCUCCUCUGGAUCAGUUUUUCCUGGAGGUGUAUUGUUUUGGUGAAAAGUUCAGUUAAGCUGUUUCACUGUGAAAUCAGUGAGUCAUAAAUGUCAUUUGCGGUUUGGAUGGAAAUGGUGUAACGGAUACAUCGUUCUGACAGGAGGGUGGGAGUUUGAGAGUGAUGGAGGGAUGUAGUGGCUGACUGCUACACGACGAGGAGAUGGAGGUGAGGAGGUUAGGAGUCCACAGAGGUGGAGGAAUGUGGGUUGGAGCCAGCGAUGAUACUCCAUAGCAAAUCUUUUAGUCUCACAUGCUGGCCCUUGACCUACACUUCCCCCCUGCUACUGCCAAAUGGUCAAACUGAUGUAGUCCAGUAAAGACAGUGAUGAUGGCUAUGCUAGAUUUAUGACUUAUGUAUUUUGUAUCGGUCUAAAGAAGUCAAGUGUGUAAAUGAGGCUUCCCUUCCUUCAGCUGUUUCCCUUAGUUACUUUUUGGCCUGUAAAGCUUCCGCCUCAGUGUACCACUUUGCAUAUAAAACAGGAUAGAUAAAUUGUGUUAAGGAGUUUCCAGUUAGAAUGAAAAUAUGUGACAACUUUGUUAUGACUCUGUCAGACAGCACAGACAAUAUUCAGGUCUGCUGUUGGUGUGACAGCGCAAUUACGAGUCUGAAUGAGUCUCUCAGUGGUUUCAAAAUAACACAAAAUUUGUUCAGUUCCUCCAGGCUGUUGCAUCUUAUGACGAAGAGUCUGCUGCUACCACUAGUCAUUUCUUUGACAGAUAAUUAUAAUUUUUCCUUGUAUUUGUUGUUUGAUUUCUGCACCUGAAACUGCAUAUAAAUUACCAAGGGGGGUUUCCUUUGUAAACCUAUGCUUUGAGAUUUUGUCCUAUCAAAGUAUGAACUCUGUUGCUCUUUAAUACAGCUUUGCAUCAUCUAAUUACUGAAUCAGAUGAGUCUUUAAAGCCAUCAGGCUAUAGCCUCAACUCCUGACACCUAUGGGCAGAUGCAGGAUUGCCCUCAUGUGACAACAAUACUUUCUCCUAUUUUGUGAAACGUCAGAAGAAGACUUUUCCUCACAAGUCCUGGUGCUGAACCAUCACUUGUUAAGAAAAAAAGUAAUCAGGUUUUAGCCCCAUUGUUGGAAAUUCCCUUCAGACUAAUGUAUUCAAAUUGAUCUGCAUCUGAAGGCUCAUGAUGACAGCUGGUAAUGUCAGUUAAUUGCAAUGAAAGCUUAUGACGAAAUCAAGGUCAAGACUCCAUCAGGAAGAUGCUACUGUGUUAACAUCUGUCUGUGUCAGCUGUUGGUGCAUUUUGCCUCGAAGCGCCAGUUUGUUUGUACAUCAACAUUAAGAUGAAACAACUUUGAGAUUAUUCGCUUGAUAAAACCCAGAGAUAAGAAUGUCUUACCAAAGAGAGACACACACCUGAUUUCUUCCUGAAACACACUUACAGAGAAGGUGAAAGUUAAAACAAGGACUAGGCUAUUUAUUGGAUUUAUGUGAGUAUGUGAAUGCAGAUUGAGCUAGAAUAAAUAUAGUAACAGCGCUGAAGAAAAAGAGCGACUUACAGUCAGACCACAUGAUAUGAUGGAUGACACACAGGCACAUGCUUCAUAUUUGUCCCAUUAGAUGUUUACUGAUAAAUGCUCUCACCAGAUUGUGGAAAUAUGUGGUGUGUGGUGCUUCUCAACAAGUCAGAGCAUCGGAUUAACAAAAACAUUUCUGAUUUCUGUGUCAGGAAAACAUGACUGAGGUGUCUGAGGUGGUCUCAUCUGGUUUCUCACAGCCUGUGCUUUAUACCUCCCACUGUAGACCCUUACUAUCUCCUCAUCUCAACUUGAGUUACUCUUGAUUUUUACCAGACAUGGUAAUACUGGACUGUUAUUGCUUCAAAUUACGGAGGUGGGCUGAUAGAAGUAGCAGAUCAUGAGUCAGAUCCGACUGUAAUUUAGAGUGCCUGUGUAGCUAUACCUCAACUUUGAACCUUUUUCCUGAAGGAACAGAUGCUUUAUGCAUCUCCUCUCCUGCAGCUCCUUCAUGUUGCUGCUGGCGGUUAUUCUGUGACAAUGAGAAUUGUUCAUUCAUGUAGCUGCUAUUCUGCUCAAGUAUCUCGCAAAAAAAAAAAAAAAAAGGCUUAAUCUGAUAACUCUGAGAAGGAAACAAGCGAGGCCCGGUCACAUGCCUUUGUUCCCAUAAGGAGGAGAGGAGAUAUGCUAGUCUUUCAAUGCAUAGCUGAGUCUGGGGGUAGAUUAAGACAUUUUUAGCUGAUAUGAGAGCAGAUCUGUUGUCAGGUUUCGGCAUCUCUGAGGCCUCAGGGCGGCAACAUCCGACAGUCUCCAUAUGUUCAAAUGGCAGUGACGUAAUGGAGAAGUCAGAGAUAAGGCUUAGCAUGGAAGCAGGACAACAAUAGAGACAAGCUUUGUCUAUUAGAUGUCUAUCAUCUGAAGUGUGGUAUGAUAAUGAGGCUUAGGAGCUCCAUUAGUUUGGUGCAGACUUGAAUAAGGGCUUAGAGUUUCUUCUCUUUCGGAUUAGCUGCUUCAUUUAUGUAUCUUAUAAAACCAGCUGUAUCUCUGAUGUCAGUGUUAAUUUUACAACAAGGUAAUUUCCUCUUUGGGGACCAACACUAUCAGCAUGUGUGCAGCAUGCUCAAAUUGAAAAGCCUUUGUUAAAAAGGGUGUGAAAUAGAGCCUACAUGCACACACUCUUCCUGCAUUAGAAUAACCCUGAUGGGUGCAUUGUGUCACUCUGUGAUAGCGGGCUUCUUUGUAUGGAUUAUAAACAUCACUUCCAGAUGUUUCCAUGCAGCAGGUGUGCAGAAAUGUGUAUGUUUUUGUAUUUCUUGGGUGUUAAUGUUGGGCAGGACGGGUACUUCUGUUUCCUAGAGGAUCUAUCUGCUGCCACCAACAGCUCAAAUGAUCUCUUUAUCUCAACAUCUCCUUCAUUAAUUAAGCGUUAAUUAUUUAUGCUCCUCAGACGAUGCAGCAUACUGACUUGAGAUACAGAACAUAUGUUGUCGUAACUCCUGUGAGAUUUUAAGCCCACCCUCAAAGAGAAUUAGACUUUUUAUCAUGUGACUUUUCUUCUGGCCACAUCUUCAGGGUGAUAUCUUUACAUUCCAAAAGGCUGCUUUAAGCUGAAGUUAUAUCAGCCUCAGAUGUACUUAACAUUUAGUGCUUAUCAGAUUCAAGCGUCACAGAAAAAUAAACUCAACUACUGAACAUGCUCUGCAAGUUAUCUCCCAAGUGUUUGUAUGCAGUUUAAGUCAUCCAUGAGUAUGGCAUCCUAGACCAGCGAUCAUGGUGUUAUACCUUUCUACUUAAAAGACUAAACUUUGUUUUCUUUUUCUUUAGGUCAAAUAUGAACUGCAGCUUUUUAUUACAAAUUUCUUAUUCUGGAUGUGGUCUAAGUAGGGCAGUGACAUAUUUAUUUUGUCAGAACAUUGUUACAUGAAAUUUGACCUUCCUGCUGAUGCACAAGUUCAAAAGUAAAAUACAAAUAUUUCUUUUGGAGAUAUUUAAAGCUGUAAAAUGCAAGAAACAACAGGAUGUAAAGGGGCAUCCUGUUUUUUUCCUGCAAUCUAGUGUACUGACAUGCUAUUCUUAGUUUUGUUUAACUUUAAAAGUGAUGGUUACACUCUGAAAGUAAGAGUGAUAGGACACAAAGCUGGACACAUGUAUUUGGUGCAAAAGUCACAGAGGUCACUCCUUGUCCUCACGUGCUGAUGCUAUUCCCAGAUACCGGAGCACUUAUGAGGGAGACGCAAGGCUGACCUAACCCCUUCAUGUCUUUGUGAGCUAAAAGGCAAGGAAGAGGCCUUCCUCCUUUCUAAAAGAAUGGCUUCCUAAACCCCACAUCCUGUGGCACUGUGCUGCACAUUCACUGAGGAGCCCCAGGCUGAGCUGAACAACUCUGAGCCCUGCAGCAGCUCACAUGAACUGAACUGGCCCAUUUUCAGAGAAAACAAACAUCUCAACAAAGUCAUUGUUGAGACUCCCCCAGCCCCUCUGUACCCUUUCUCUUUUCACCCACUCUGAAUAUUUUCUCACUCUGGCUGCCUAAAAUAUCAAAAUUUUGUGCAGAGAAACUGAGCAAGCUCUAAAUUAUUAUCAGGUUUUUAUUCUUGGGACAAAGACGUUCAACUAAAGAAAAAAAAAAAGACAUGCAGGGAUAAAUGGACCGAUACCGUCUGAACAAUAUAUAUAUAUAUAUAUAUAUAUAUAUAUAUAUAUAUAUUCAUAUAUAUAUAUAUAUAUAUAUAAAACACAUAAUAUUACAUUAUAUCUGCCAUCGACUGACCUAAUUAAUUAUUGGCGCAUGCAUUGUCUAUGAAAGCUUGUGUAGACUGCGUUAGAGACACAGCACCCCCUGUGUUGAAGUAUCAGAAAAUCUCUAUCCUUACCAAAGAGCCAGCUAGUGGGGGGCAAGACUGUAAUCAGCUGUCCUUAGCUGGAGUGCUUGAGUAUGUGUUUGUAGUUAGAGCCGGAAAGUCCCCUCUUGGGCCAAAAGAUAAGUAGGACUCUUGCCUAAUUUGUUAACAAGGUAACAUUUCAUUCACAUGGACAUCCUUUCAGACGCUGAGGACGAGCCACCUUAUCAAGAUGACCCUAUAUUGAAAGCUCUGUUUGAAAGUCUAAAUCCCCCCUAAUGGUCUGACCGGAGGUUACAGGUCAACAGGAUGAGCAUGUGAGGGUCAUGUGACUGAUUACCAGGUCAGGGACCUUUGUAAUCAAAGGCAGGGAUAUUGUUUAGGAUCAUUUAGAAGCAUUAAAGUGCCGGGGCUUUUACCUAAUUACUGUUGAGUGAAGAGUGACCAGUUAUGGUUUGUAAUUAAAUCUAAAUAAGUUUGACUGUUUUGUUAAGAAAGUACAGCCUUUAACCAGUGGCUUUUUGGCUGUAGCAUAUCUUUACUUUUUCUAUUUUGCAUCCUUAUUCCUCUGAUUUAGAUUUCUUUUUGUAUUUUUUGCAUCUCGUCUUUUCACUUCUUUCUACUACUUUUUUUAUGUCUCUCCUCUUGUCAUUAAUUUUUUUUUUUACCUUUUUCUCUGUUCUCCGCUCUUCCUACUCCUUUCUUGUCAUUUCUUUAUCAUUUUUAACCAAAGUAUUUUUUCUUCUUAAAAUAUUCUGUGAGGAAUCAGCCCAGAACUAUUUAAUGAAAUCAUGUCCAACAGCUUGAGCCACAACAUCUACUCACACAAGCACGUUUCCUCCAAGCAAAGCCUGAGAAGUUGUCUAAAUCAAUUUUCCCAUUUGUAAAGUUAAUUUUGCACGUGAGAAUUCCAUGGUAGACUGUUGACAUGGUUUUCCCUAUGAAGAGGACUGUACAGUGUUCUUGUUUCAUGCAGCAUGUCCGCUGACAUGUUAAAGAGUUUCUGCACUCUCAGGGGACGAGUGAGGUUUGGCUGCCCCGUUCCUGAGUGACAGUAAAGCUCUGAACAUGAUGGGAGUCUGGGUUAGCUAAGACUCUGACGUGACCUAGAUGGCGCCUGUGAUCGGGUGUGAUGUUUCUUUUGGUACAAAUAUAGUUUUUCUCAACUUUGAGAUCCCAGCUCUUAAAGCUGUUCCGCUCUCUUGGUCCCAAAUUUGAUGACAGGCAGCAUUAACCUGGUCAUGCUUGGUCAUGCGUGCUGACUUGGGAGUGCUCUGUAAACCUUGGUCAUUAGGCCAAUGUGUGUGUGUGUGUGUGCAUGUGUGUGUGUGUGUGUGUGUUUGCAUAGGCACAUUCCCAUAUGUUUCAUUCGGGGUAAAAAUUUGCUCAAUCAUUUUCAGUGUUUCAUGGCAAUUUUAGCAUUUCCCAUGGCAUGACGAUUCGACCUUUAAAAACACGCCAUGUUUUGUUUGUGUGUGUGUGUGUGUGUGUGUGUGUGUGUGUGUGUGUGUGUGUGUGUGUGUGUGUGUGUGUGUGUGUGUGUGUGUGUGUGUGUGUGUGUGUGUGUGUGAACAGCCCUCUGUAGAUCCAUCUGCUUUUGGUUACAGAAGCCUUGAAUGAUUUUUGUGGUUUGAUGAAAACCUGCUGCCUACAGCCAGAACAGGACAUGUUUUACAUCAGGUCAGUCUCAGUAAAUAUGCGCUGCAGGACUUCUUAAAAUAAAGGAAACAGAAAACAUAGCUCUGUUUUAUUGCGGAACGUACAUAUAAUUUGUCUUAAGGUAUAGGACCCUGGACUAUGGGCGGGAGGUCAGACUGAAGUAAUCACUGCGUCUAAUGACAAGUCAAAGAAGAUUUGAUCCAUUUCAGACAUUAUGAGCGUUUUGACUUAUAGGAAGAGUUUGACAUUUUAACAAGAGUCAGACAAACAGCUCUUAUGUGCUAAUGAGGGACUAGCAUGCUAAGCACCAAGACUGAAAAGUUAUUUUUAUACAUUUAUAUUCAGCGAACUCAUCAUUAAAGAGUGAGGCAGGCAGGGUUGUGUCAAGGGGCUACCAGUGGGUGGCCCAGGCCCCAGGUGCCACCCCAAAAAUUGCGUUAAAAUAAACAGUUUGGCAUGCUUAGCAGAUUCCUAUUGUAUUUCAAUUUCAUUAAUUAUAUUUCUGAGCUUGUAAAUUGUGGGAAAGUUCUUCAGACACUCACUUAAAAAGACAGGAAAUCAGUCCAGCAAAAAUGACCUGAAAACUUUUCACACUGCCGGUCAAAACUACAUUUAUCUUCAAAAGAAACCUAUCAUGGGAAUUGUAGUUAUUCCUUUUGUCAGUCUGAGAUUAUUUGCUUCUAUUUUAGUGAUAAAACGUAGAGAACACUUGAAGGUUUUACUUUUCACACAGAUUUGUGGUCGCAAAAUGAACUUAUAGUCUACAAAAUACAUCUAAGUUUAGCUGUUGGCAUUCACUGAGCUGACCCAUUAAACCUUGUUGGCAUAUGUUAGCUAGUGUUACAUUAGCUGCUGUUUUAGUGUUACUUACAACUUGUGGUUCUAAUUCUCUAUGGUGGGUCUUUAUCAGUGGAUCAACCAAGUUUCAGUUACAGUUAGCAUACAAUACAGUUUGUGUCGGCCUCUGCAAACAGUUGUGUUAUUGUACUGAAAACAUACAAAACUUCCAGCGGUUUUCUGGCUAGGCUGGUCAUCUUAUGUCGUGUUAUAGCUAUAGGUUGUGCACGAGGUUGCAUCAAACUACCCUUACUGGUCUAAUGCAACAAUUCAAUAACACUAUGGAGUUCCUUAGGGUUUGAUUUAAGAGUAUAUUUUUCUGCCUUAAAUGUAGGAUGAAACCUUCAGGCACGUGUUAAAGUCACUGAUAGAAAAUAUGGUCCAAACAUUAAGCUCACAUGUGUAGUUUAUAUAAAAAAUGAAUUUACUUUAUAUGAUAUGAGUCUUGGUAUGAAAGCAAUGCUCUUCCAUAUCAUACAGCGCCCAGUGUGUGCACGUGCAGCACAGCCUCACUCAGACACACACUUGCACUGUUUACAGAGCAACUUGCACCAAGUUUCUUGUCUUCCAAGUAUGGCAGUCUGACAGAAAAAUUCCCCUCCUCCACUUGUAUUCUCUCACCCCGGCCUCGCAGUACCAGAGAAGGAUAGGAAUGUUAGAGCAGCACAGUGCAACUCUGAAAAAAUGUAUCUAUCCUCCUCCACUCAUCUUUUAGUACUUAGCUUCUCUGCUGUUUCCUUGUGUGAAGCUCAAAUGGACUGUGGGAACGGCAUAGUUGUGGUCAGUGUCACCUGUGAUCUUUUUGACCAUGAGGAGAAACCACAAAUAAUCACCCAAACCACAAAAAAGCAGGAACGAGCCAACAGGGAAAAGAAACUUUCUCUGACUACUGAAUCAGCUGAGUGUUAGCAGCAAUGCUACUAGCUGAAAUGAGUGUGUUGUCUUGUGUGUGUGUAGGACAGUAUUUUUGUUUAGGAGUUUCCUCCUACAUUUACAAUAAGGUAUUCCCUUCCCUGCUUUGCAAUGUGCUCUAAAGCUGUCUCAUUUAGUGCUGCAUAAUUAGCUCUGCCGCCGAAACAGAUCCAUCUGACAUUUAUGGAGUAAAACUAUCCUGAUUGUCUCCAUAUGGAAUCCAUGAUCCACAGCUCAACCCCAUAAGCAUGUCUCAAUACGGUGACGCACACAGGUUAAACCUCUUUGGGUGACUCUGCCAUGUUAGUAAAGAUGCACAGGAGCCUGUGAAUCUCCUUCAAACACAGCAAAGAAAAAGAAGAGCUGUUAUUGUUUCAGUGGGUCUCACUGAAUCCACAAAAGAAACCCAGAUGUUUGUGUGAAAGUUCAUGGAUACCUUCAAUUUUACAAUGUUGCACAAUACAGCUGGGACACAGCGCCAAAGUUUCAUCGUGUGCCUUUAAGAAUAAUUGCAUCAGCCAAGUUGAAACCAACCCAAAACGCCCAAACCAUACAACAAAAUAUUGUUAACACAAAAAUAAGUGAUGCAACAAAGUGGCUAAAUUGUGGAUCUCUCCCCACAUUGUUUAAAAGCCAAAUGGUAAUAUAGAAGUAUUUUCAUGCUUGACUCCAAAACAACUGAGUCAGAGGAGGAGUGACUGUCCAAACCUUGAGGAUUUAUUUGACUUUGGAGUUUUUAUUGUUUCCGAUUCAUGUGAGAAAGACAGACUGAAAAACAACAAUAAGAUGCCCUUUGAAAAGACCCAGGAGAGUGGCUCAAUGAGUCGCAUGACAACCUGAAUCCUGCAACAUUUAAGCUAUAGAUUUUAUUUUUUUUUAUGACAUUUUAUUUUUACCAUUAGAUCCCAUGCUAAACAAUCUGGAUUUUGCAUUUCUUGAUCAGCACCCCCUGUGUUCAGACACCAAUCUGAGCCACUCAGUAACAAAAACAAGCGAGGACAACCAUCCACUGUAGAGCAGGUGUUAUUUAUGAUGGCCUGGUAACUUACUUAGAGUUUGCUCUUCUGGGGUUUCCCUUUUUGCUGUACAUGUACCUAUGAAAAGGCAUUUGACCCAUAUCUCUUAGCGUUUCAGCAUUAUGUCUUUGCUUUGUUGUUAAGAAUUGUAGUUUAAUAUGCCAUAAGAUACUCCACGCAUCUUCCACUCACUCCACGUCCAUUGCCUUGGUCCACCAACAAAUAUACCUCAUCUUAAAGUUUGGGUCACUGGCACAUUUUAUGAUCAUCUUUUACACUGCUUGGUUGAACCAUGUGCUUUUCUUUCCUUUUUUAUGUAUGAGCCAUGUAUUAUUGAAGAUAACUGGAAAGACUUUAAUCACAAUCUAGGUUAAUGUAUCACUAAUUAGUAAUGUGGAAGCACUUCAAAUCACAGCUUUAUAAUGGCCAAAUAUUGCAAAGCUAAAAACUGUGAGAAAAGCAAUUAACUGAAGCUCGAAAAAGUCAAGAAAGAAAAGUGUGUGCAUUUGAGUGACUUAUCUGGUUUCCUCUUUCAUAUCAGUGUGGAAGGAAGGCUCCUCUCUGGAGAUAAACUCUGGGAAUUUUCGGUCAAAUCAUUUUCCAUGGCUGUAAAGAUUUUCACAAUAUACAGACUCAGGAAAACUUUUGUUUUACUUUCUGAAAAAGCAAUAAUCUCAAGAUUUUUCCCCCUGGUAUGACUCUAGAAGGUUGUCAGCUUCACAUAUUUAUAGCUUGACUUGUUGACAAAGUAGACCCAGACCACACUUUAAACUUUCUCAUGGUUAUGUUGUCUCUGAGUACAUCUAUAUGUUACUGCUGCGAGUUUGUUGUUCAGUUUGGACAUAGUAUAUGAAAAGAAGAGGCUGGAUGUGAAAUGACAAACUUCUCCCACACAGUUUCUUUCCUCAGGGGUGUUGUUAGAUAUUUCUGCAGAGGUUGGGGGGUUAUGGCAGGAAUGUGCCUGGAAUGUAAUGUAGUUUUCAGAAAAGAUCCUAUAGUCUGCAUGACAUUGGCCAGAUGUUUGUGGGAUCUUCACUUUACCUCUAUAUAGUAGGAUAGACAUACUGAAAAACCUGAACCUGUUCUUUCUGUACAGUCAUUGUUCUACUGUGAUGGGAACUUUUCUGCCACCGUGUGGUUUUAAGUGGUACUGCUGUGAUAUUAACUACAACAACUAUAUAUGAAACAAAUGUUAAAGGCAAAGAAAGAUGAAAAUCAAACUAUUUUACUUAUCAGCAGAAGAGAUUUGGACAUUUAGGAAAGCUGAAGAGGUUUGUGUGAUAUGAUUGAAAGUUCCAGUAAAGAGAGAAAUUUGUGAAUUAUCAGUUGCGAUUUAUAAAAUUAAAUCCUGCUUAUUUUCUUGUAUCAGGCUGUGCUUUUCUCAGCCAGGUUUUUCUUUUUUCUCUUGGAUCCCUUACACAAGAGCUCCAUACACUCACCCUUUGGUUUACAUCAGUGUUGUUUGCAUUAAAGUCAAAAUCACCCCUUUCACAUUAACAUUAGUCAUCACUUCCUCUCUCCUGAGUGCGUCUAAGUACUGAACUUGGUGUCCAAUGAUGUCAGACAUAUCGAGCAAGUGUUGUUGAAAGAUCAGGGCCCUCUGGGAUGAGGUCUGGACUGAUGUAACCUCUGAUACAUAAGUCUGCACACUGGGAUACAUUCAACCCUGUGAAAGUGUCUCAUUGCACACAGUUUUGUCCUCCUCCCUUGUUGGCAUCUUUUGUGUCUAUCUCAAAUUCUGUCAAAGCAAACUGUCUGGUCUGGGUUUCCCUGCCAGCUCCAGCAGCAGUAAACAAUCACAAACACGCUGUCAUAAACACAUGAUUAUGAUAAGUCACUGUUUUUGCACGGCGCCCAGUUAACAUAAACACUCUGCCACUGUACGUCAUGAUGAUUUUUCACAGUUUGCAGAUAUUCAAACCUGCCGUCCUGCUUAAAGAAUCACAUAAACACUCAUCCAGAGACACGUGAGACUGCAGAGGUUUACUGGAUCUGAUACAGGCUCUCUAAGGUCCAGUGACUCACCAGCUUCUGUAUAUCAACACUCAUCACUGCAGACUCUCAGGCCUCAGCUCUGUCUGUUUGCUCUGUGCAGGAUCAGGAUGUUUGGACAGAGUGACAUCAUCGUUAUCUCCUGAUUUUCUCACACGUGGACACCGGGAACUGCCGGAGCAGUGUGUGCCACUUUGUAAAAAACCUUAUUACAUGUUUAUGGAAAGCAUUUGUUAACACUUGAUUCAUACUACAUUGACAUUGACAUUGACUGUAACAGUAAUUAUCUUGUUAAACUGAUUUUAUGCAAGUGUAAGGGUGUCUUUCGAUGAUGGUUAAGACCCUGACUGUUUCUCUCAUCUUGGAGAUGGAACACAGAAAUCAGGUCAGUCACCAAUAAUCUUCCUCUAGAGACUUAAAUAGUCUUAUCAACACUGCUUGAAGUUCAUGGAAAAUAUUAAGGGAGGGAACUGUGGGUAACUCAUGAUAUAAUGUGAAAGGUUACAGCACCAUACGAUUCGAUGCAACGUGAUGCAAUACAAUACGAUACAAUAUAAUACAAUAUAAUACAAUACAAUACAAUAUUAUACAAUAUGAUACAAUAUAAUACAAUACGAUACAAUAUGAUACAAUAUAUUAUGAUACGAUUAAAUAUGAUACCGUGUGAUACGAUACAAUAGGAUAUGAUACGAAAUGAUAUGAUAUAUACAAUACAAUACAAUAUAAUACAAAAUGAUGCGUACAAUACAAUAGGAUUUGAUACGAUAUGAUAUGAUACAAUACAAUAUGAUACAAUGUGAUACGAUGCGAUACAAUAUGAUACAAUGGGAUACAAUACGAUACAACAUAAUACAGUACGAUACAAUAUGAUACAAUACAAUACAAUACAAUACAAUACGAUACAAUGUGAUAAAAUGUGAUACAAUACAAUACGAUAUGAUACGAUAAUCGGAGGAAAGUCAAGUUAUGAUAUGUUUUGAUAUCUGAUUUACUUAAGAAUAUGAAACACCAUGAAAAAAUGCACUAUCAAAGUAUUUAAAACAAGCAUAAGGAGUGAUGCAGCUAUGAUGUAGUGAGCCAAGAAAGGUACAUUUCUCCCAAGGUAUCAUGUCAAAUCUAAUUUAAUUCAAAGUAUUGCCUAAAAAUCUCAGUUCAGAGACCUGAUGGCAUCUAACCUGGACCCUUUAAUUCAAUUCAGAACAACAUAAUGAAAGCAGCAGGUGUGUCUUGUCUCUAAAGAUGGUCAGACAUGCAGUUUUAGAAGAAAAAAAGAAUAGGAGGAGAUUGAAGUGAAGGCUUUUACAGCUGCUGCUCCUGCGUUUUAUCCACCCUCCUCUCAGUGAUUUAAAUCUAUAGAAAUGGCAUUUAUGUUAGAAAUGUUCCCCUAGCUUGUGGUAAAACCAGAUAAUCAGCGCCCUCAUCAUCUGCUUAAGUCCUCUUAAGACCCCCAUUUUCUGCCCAGAUACCAUUGCAGACGGAUAUCUGGUCUUGGGCUGCAAGGCUCAUUAGCAAGAUUCUCUUUUUGUACAGAUGUCAGUUGGGUCUUUGUGUUUUAUCUCCCAUCUGGUGUUUGGGUUCAUGCCAGUUCGUAACGGAUGCGAGACGAAAACAAACGGGAGAAAUCAAAGAAGCGCCGCUUUCAUCUACCUGCAGAUUGCUGCUCUGUGUUUGGAGGAGCAGCAGCAGACAUCACAGGGUGGUGGCCUUUCAUCACAGGCGAGUGUCUUCAUCAUCAGGUCUGUUUCAGGCUCGGGUUCACUGGUUGUGCCCCCCUGAUCAUGCAAGGGGUCUUUACUUGGUUUAAUUAUGCUUCAAAGGGAAAAUCUAACAGAGCGUAACAGGUGAAUGAUAAAAUACUUCAGCGAUUUUUAACUUGAGAAGCUGUGAUUUACUUGUGUGGUUUGCUUCCUCUUUGUGUUAGCGUGUCUUACUUCCUUGGUGGGACAAAAAAGUGUUAAUCCAGCACCAGGAGCCCUUAUUGCAGUGAGCCAGCAGGUUAGCCAUAAUAAAACACACAUGUGCUCCCUUCUGAGAGUCAAUAUCCCUUUUUCCUUGUUAGUCUUGUGACACUAAUCUGAUCCGAGGCAGGUGUUCUUGAGGUUAACCUGAGCCGAAACAGGAAUUAAUCCUGUGAAAGAAAAAUACAUAAAGGGCCAGAGGUGGAGAAGUGAUGUAAAGGUGUUUUAGAGGGGGGCGGAAGGAAAUGAUGUAUAGCAGAAGGGCCACACGUGUUAUAUACAGCAAAUAGUUGAGAACAAGGGUUUGGCAGGGUGGGGUCCUGACACCGGGGUCUAUUUUCUAUUGUUUCCCAUGGAUUAAGAGCCACAAACUGGGUCAGUUACCACGUAUGUUGAAAAUGGCGUGUGAAAAGACAGACAGAACAAGCUACAGAAAAUGUAGAAUUAAAAAUGCCCAUGUCUGAGAUGUCAGUGGGAAAAGAUUGCGAUGAAUGGUCAUAAAGCCAUUAUUUGUUGUCUGUGUGUGUGUGAGAACAAGAAACAGACUGAGAGAAAUAUUUGUGGGUAGUGUAGCUGUUCACUCUCUGAACAGGCCAGUCCAAAAAAAACUGACAGGCUUUUGGCUGGACGCCUCGCACGUGAGUCUGGAAACAGCUGGACGGUGGAGCGAGGGAGGGAGGAGUAGAGGAGCAAUAGAAGACAGAGCCAAGGCGGCGCAGGCCAGUUCCCAGGCUUUGGCCUCUAGAGACCCCAGAGCAGAGGAAACACAGGGGAGGGGGUCUAAAUGGGCUGAGAACAGCUGCACCGAUGUCCUUAUGCCUGCAUUGUAAAACAAAGUCCAAAGUGGCUUUUCAUAUAGCUUAAAGGACUGAAGCCUGUCUUUGUUGUAACCGAGUUAGUCAAAACUACAAAAUCUGUCAGCUCCUCUCAUAUCAUCUGAAGUCUACAUCUCAAUGGAUGUCAUUUUACUCUAUUUUCAUCACUACAGUAUUAAAGCUAAGGCGCUCCAUCAACACUAAAAGAUUAGCAACAACUGCAGGUGAUUCCCAUCCAAUUCAUCUCACUCAUGUAGUUAAGAUGUAAAGUUAGAGGUUUCCCACCAUAGUUUACAUAUUUAUACAACAACAUAUGGUAACUAUGGGUCGGACGAGUUAGUUGAAAUGAGCCGUGCUGCUUGUAGAAAAGCAAUGAUACAGAAUUCUCAGGUCCUGUUAUUCUGUUAGAUGUAGCAAAAUCACUAGCAUCUUUUGGUUCAUCUUUUUUUUUAUUGUUAAAGCUAUCAAACAAAACAAUAUAUGAGAUAGCUAAUUUGUUAGAUAGCAGCUGAAUGUAUGGAAGAAUAAAUCAGUGCCAACAGUUUUGUCAUGCAGGUUGAUUACAUUUGAAUUCUGUGUUUAAAGCACAGAUCUAGUCUCAGAGUUGUCCUCCAGUGAUUUCUGAGGCAGAGUUGUGAAGCCUAUCAUUGGUAGUUGAAGUACCAGAAACCUGAACCGUUCUUUAGAUUGGCCUAGAAAUAAUCAAAGAGGCAGAGAUAAAGGGGGUCUAUAGCUCCCUGGCUAAUGGGUACAAAGCGCCCUGAUCCAUGCCUGUGAAUCUGCCUGAUUCUGCAAAAUUGUUAGCCUUUUAUCUUACAUCCAUGUGAGUUAUAGAAGAUUUCACUUCCUGUGCAGCAUGUAUGAAUGAAGAAAUGGGCUAAUCAGACAAAAUUUAAAAAAAUCUCUAUAUACUAGUGUAUGAAUAUCUGAAUAUGUCUGCUGUGAAAUGGACAUUGUAAUGUGGAUGUUGAUGGAGUGUCCUGUGCUUUUUUUAGCCAGCCUCAAAUGGUCACUUGAGAAACUUUGGUCUUCGCAGUUCUGCAUUGACUUCAUUUUUUAAACAAAGUUGGCUUAAAGCUCUUUGUCAUCGUCCCCAAUGUGUUUAUAAGUUCAAGGAUGCACACUUGAGAUGCCUUUGAGAAUGUAGAGAAGGUGGUCUCUUGAUUCAUCACUGACUUCUUCUUGGAUUCCUUUAACAUUUCUGAACCUAUAAACGCUCAUCUGUGGGAUAGAUCAGCAGGUGUACAUGAAAACACUGCACAAGUCUGUCUGAAGCCCACUAUGAUGAUUUACAGUGUCAGUGGGAUAUCUAUCAGCCAUCUGGCACAGGGACGUGGCCCCAACAUGCUAUAAAAGAACGAAGAGGUUGAAACACUUAACAUGUGUGACGGAUGACAUCACAUGACCCCUGCAGGUGUCUGUUGUACUGUCAACCAAAUAAACAUUUGUUUCCUUGUCCGACAUGAUGCUAGAUGCUUUUUAAAUGUUUUACCCUUUAAGUGAUGGUUUACUCAUCCUUAUAUUUCUCUUUUUCCUCAGGGUUGUGGGACAUCGUGUGGAAAAUGUGACUGCAGCGGUGUAAAAGGAGCAAAGGUGAGAUUUUUAUCAACACCUAUUUGACGCAAAACUGCAAACCAGCCCUUAUGUAUUUCUCCAGUAAUUUUACACACCUUCAUUUAUAUGUGUUUCUGAUGCAAAGUGCAGGUUGUGUAAGUUCAUCACAGGCCAAAGCAAGGACAACAGCACAUUAUGUACUCUGUAUAAUGGGGUCAGCUCAGUGGGACAGACUUGAACUUGGUUUGGGUAAAAAAACAAUGAAUAGGACUCAGUCACAGCAGAGACCAGGACCAGAACAGAGAUCAGUUUGAAUUAGAGCAUGUCCACAUACACAGCUGGGUUAAGGCCUUAUUCCCAUCAGACAGGGGCUUUAGGGAUACAGAUGUACAAGUGGUGGAGACAUAAGACAUGAACUGGAAAUCAGCCAUUAAGCUGUCCGCGCUUUGGCACGAGUGUAAAUCACUGACCAGAGCAGAAAGUUGGCAAAGCUUUUUCAACAAAUCUUAAAUGUGUUUCAUUAUAAGUAAUGACAUGAAAAUAAAGACUAUCUCGUUUUAUAAUUGAAAGUAUUACCUCGGUGGACUUUUCUCAGAGAAACUUCCUUUCUUGUUCAUGAAGGUCUAAAACUAUUAACUGUGUAAAGAGUAUUUUAUUUUGAAAGGGAUUUCUCCAGCAAAAAGUGGAUUUUUUUUACCUUCUGUGAAGGGAUUGCAGAAGACAAAGCAUUUGCACCACACAGACAGUGUUUUUUUCUCUCAACUGUUCUCUUAUCUUUGACUUUUUGUCAUGAAUUAUGGGAUGUUAAAAAAGGGAGACUAUAACUUUGUAUUAUAUUUCAAACAUUUGGAGAAAAGUUGUAAAUCAACGCUUUAAUGUAGAUUUAUUUUUUUACUUCCACUCCUGCCGUGUGAGCGUACAUGUGUAUCAUUGGCCCACUUCUAUCAGACCACUGCAGAGUGUUAUCUCUCCUCUAAGUGCAACAGUCUGGCCUUUUAUGGCCCAUUCUUGCAGCAACAGUAGCCAAACACUGAGCCUAGCCGACAACAACAGAUGUACUGACUGUGUUCAGUGGAUCCCGGCCAAAUCCACUGUGGAUUCAAGCCCCUCUGUGUUUGAAAAGUUGCUAAAAACCCCAAACAGCCUUCCGAAAAAUCUCCUGUGAGUUUUAUUUCGAAUGAUAUCACUUCCUGACGUCGCACAAUAGGAGUUGCCUUGGUAACUUGCUCUAGAUUCCCAUGACUCAAGACGCAGUGUUUCUCUUGACUGAUGGCAGUCAGGUGUUUUGUGGUCUGGGACUGGAAAUCAUCCAAACAAUGCUCAAUAUGGUUUCAUUUAGUCUGCUGCUAAGCUGUACACACCACCCUAAGGCUUUGGCACGUUUUGGGAGAUUUGAAGACAUCUGGAGGAGGACUCCACUGUGUCAAACAAUGCUGCCAUCUGGUGGCAAGUGGUGCAUAAAGCAUGACUUUAGUUGCACAUUUUUGGAUCACUAAAAAAAAUGCAAAAAAAAAACUUGGGAUUUUUUUUUUUUUAAGAAACAGUUUCUCUGCUGCUUAGGUAAUAUUUAAUUGAAACAACAUUUUCACCCAAAAGUAAUCUGAGUCUAAAUUAGAAUUUUUAUUGAACAGAUUUUUGAUACAAGUUUGUGAUUGGCUGUACGGUCCACAGGGGAGAGAUUUAGGACACUGAAAGCCAAAGUUCUCAAGAGUGCUGUCCCUGGCAUAGAUCUUUAAAACUCAGCGGUCUAUGUGUAGAUGUCUUGAUAGAUGCUGACACUUUUACCUGGACUUUCAUGCUUCAGGUGCCCUCGAACUGGUAGGCCAGCACCAUACGUCUACUUGGUCUUCCCUUUAACAGCAUGAUAAUUGGUAAAACUAGCUUUUCUUUGUCAAUGUAUCUCUCUACGGGGGAAAAGAAAUAUACCUUACUUUGUAGUUUUUAAUUCAUUGUAGAGACAUUCAGUAAACAUGCACACAAUGUUCUUCAAUAGUGCUGGAUGUGACAGACUAAAUAUACAUUAUCCCCACAUACUGGUAUGGCAUCGAGUGUGAGCAUUCCCCACUGUUUCUGAGGGAAUAUCUUUGCAAACAGAGGAGAAAAACCUCUGUUUUUAAAAAUACCUGCCUAUGGUGGACUAGGCUUUACACUGACAAUGAAAAUACAAGGAAACACAGAAACACUGUCACAAGAAAACAAGACGAGCUGUCACAUGAGGAAGUGUAGACCGACCUUUAAUACACACAAGGAUUGUAGGAUUGUAUCAAGACACAGGUAAAGCACAUUGGGUAAACAGGAUAGCAUGGAACAGGUAGUCAAAGGACCUUGAAUGUAGGUAGGUAAUGAAAGAUAAUAUCAGCAAGGUGAAGUGAUACUAGUAAGGUGAGUAGUAUUUUUAAGAUAAAAGCAUCCAUGCUAAAUUAAGAUUAAUACAAGUAGCCAUGCUACUACUCUAAUAAAUACAUUAUAUUUCAGUGUUAGACUCAGUCACUGACUUUGUUUUAUGAACUUUUACUGCUGAUUCAUGUGAUUUUUUCUUCAAAUAUCAAUUUCGUCUCAUCAAAUCUUUGUCAUAGUGAAUAUAACUGAAAGAUUUCCAUCCUUGUGUCAUCGUCCUGUUCACAGGGUGAGCGUGGGUUUCCUGGUCUUCAAGGUAAUAUGGGAUUCCCAGGGAUGCAGGGACCUGAGGGGCCUCCAGGGUCAAUGGGCUUUAAGGUAAGCGAACCCUCACACUGAUAAAACAUUCAAUAACUUCCAAUUAGUGGUUUCAUCCAAGUCCAAAGCUGUGACGUUAUAAACAAAACCUAUCUCAUAGCGAUCAUCUUAGAGCUUGGCACACAAAAACAAUGAUUGCUCUUUUUUACAUUGUCAUCUAUGUCUUAUAGGGAGAUACAGGUGAACCCGGAACGACUGGGAUAAAAGGAGUGCGGGUGAGUAAAUAACUGCCAUGUCAUGAUAUAUAUGAUAUUAUAAGUCAGUAUGAUAUGAAAAGUAUGAAACGACCUUUAACAGACUUCAACUCCAGAAAUGAUUGCUUGAGAGUUGGUAUUAUUGUGAGAUGUUUAUACUGACAUAUUUAUGAUCUUUCAGGGUCCUCCUGGUCUGCCAGGUUUCCCAGGCAACCCAGGGCUUCCAGUAAGUCUGAUGUUUUUUUACAUAUUUAAGGUUACAUUUUAAAUACAGAUAGUGUGUUCAGAGUGAGGUUGUUAAGACAGAGCAGAGCGGUCAGGUGCUAACAGCUGCUAAAUGUCUCAAACUGUCUACCUGUGCAAUCUUAGGGUAUCAAUGGAAAUGACGGCCCACCAGGUGCACCAGGUAUCCCAGGAUGCAAUGGCACUAAGGUAAGGCUCCUAUUGAUGUUUUUGUUUUCAGCAAAACACAUUCUAAUAUUCUUCAAUAUGUGGUGUGUGUGUGUGUGUGUGUGUGUACUCUGAAACUUUGUGUGUGUGUGUGUUUCAGGGAGCCAAAGGAAGGGAUGGCAUUUCUGGUUUUCCAGGUGUUCAAGGACCUCCUGUAAGCAACAGUGUUUCACAUGAUACCACAACGCUUUAAAACUGUUUUUUGACUAUCAAGAUCGUAAUACAGAACCAAGUAAAAGAUGUUUGAAGCUGCAACAUGAUGAACCUUUUAUGAAAGUAUAUUCUUCAUGUGUUUGUGUUAACCUUGUUUUCUCUUUUUAGGGCCUCCCUGGAACUCCUGGAAUGAAGGUCAGUCAAAAUUUAAGACAACUUACUUAGCAUUCAGUAUGUGAUGCUUAAAUGGGAUCAAACACUGACAGUAGCACUGACUGAUAUUGUUGCUGUCUUUGAGACAAACAACAUCAAUGGGAAACAGGAUUGCACUGAAGAGAAGCAAAGGGUUGGCUAAAAUUCACCAACAAAUGCCAGCAUAGUUAGUCAGGUGCAUCUCUGACAAAUGUACCUGUUAUUAUACCAACUGCAAUAACAGUAAUGUCGCCGCCUGCUGGCCUCUGAUAAGAAUACAGAUUUAAGACUCUUCUACACUGGCUUCUCUCUGCAGACCUGGAGGCUCCACUCGCUUCAUUAUAAACAGACAUGAAUAUACAUUUAUUGGUAGUAUGAUGCCAUAUGAGGUCUACCAAAUCAUUUCUCUAUGUUUUUUUAUGUGCCUCCUACAGGGUGACCCCGGUGGUGUGAUCGGGAUUGUUCCCCUCAAAGGAGACAGAGGCUUCCCUGGCACACCUGGAUUACCUGUACGUUUUGUUUUAUGUGUAUGCAUAUGCAUAUGUGUGUUUGUGUAUGUGUAGCAAAAUGCAAACAUAUUUUACAAGUUUGGAAAGAGGCAAACUAAGAAAAUGUCAUCAGAAUUAUCAUGAAACCUGCCACUCCUAUGCAUCUUUCUUUCUCAGGGAUCAAAUGGACUCCCUGGACCUACUGGACCACCAGGAUCCCGAGGCUAUCAAGGACCCAAAGUGAGUUAUUUAUAGUGAUCAACUCCACUCACAGAUAAUAAUCGACAUGCUAGUCAUUGUAUAAAAAAUAUGAUUUGUAUUCGUAGGAACACAUAUUAGAUCUGCUGUAAUCAAUUUGUUUCACUCGUGUCUGUUUACAGGGUGAUCCUGGCCCCCCGGGACCCCCUGGAGAGAAGGUUGGAAUAAAAAUAGUCACAUUAGAAUUCGACAACUUUGAUUUCACCCUGUCAAACAUCCUAUAACUUCAUUGUUUCACCAACAUGUCAUUGAUUUGUUUGUACAUUUCCACAGGGUGACAGGCUGGCCUUUGUGAGCGAGAAAGGAGACAAGGUGAGAAUUUUUGUUAAACUCCUAAGAUCCUCCUAGACACUUGGUUUUACUUUACAAUUUACACUUUAAUGUAAACUAAUGGGAUUUUUUUGUCAUCUCCCUGCAGGGUGACCGAGGCUUUCGUGGACCCCCUGGCCCACCUGGACCACCCUCACAAGGAGUGGAAGGAACCACCACAGUGCAUGUCCCUGGACUACCGGUACUCACUAAGUCUCUAACACAGUAAUAAUAAUGUUCCCAAGUACAGGUGUAAGAAUACAAUAUGAUAGAACCCGUGUUCAUUUGUAAGAAAAAUAUUUGCAAUAUUUCCAUUUCUAACAAUGAUGAAUUUUGUAUAUUGAGCUCACAAAUACAUUUAAAUUCAUAUGGGUGAGAGGUCAGUAUUUAUACUGUACACAUAUUUACAUUUUAAAAAUAAAAUCAUAAAUAAGAUCAGUUAAGUCAAGAUAACGUACAGCUGAUAAAGCGCGAUGCUUUGAGGCAGAUCUCUCAGGUCAUACAACAUAAACCUUUUAGUAAGAAUAGUAUUAAUAUUCAAACCAGUGUAUGACAGAAAGGGUUUCAAUGUUCUGUGGAACAUGGAAACAGGCAGUGUAUUUAACAAAUAAUCCACUUUAUAUGAAAUAAAAUAUAUGACCCUAUGUUAAUGUAUGCUGUUGGGACCUUUUCUGUGCAUAGUCUACCAUAUAAGGUUUGUAUUUUGUAGACGUUCCUGUAUUCGUUAGUGGUUGAGGUGUUAGAGUGAUUUUUCUUGUUUUUUUUGUCCUCAAGGGGGACAGGGGACCUCAAGGAGACAAAGGAGAAAAAGUAAGUAUUACAGUCUUUCACUAUUACAUUUCACUACUUUGCACUUUGUUUAUAAUCUUGAUUUUUUUUUUGUCUGAAUUCGAACAUUAUUUUCAUCAUUUCCUGUUUCCUUUUACAGGGCUACUGCGUACCAUACCUAACUGGUAUCAAAGGUGAAAUGGGCCCACCUGGAUCUGCCGUAAGUCUCUAUGAUACAGUAUAAUGGCUUGUUAAAGAUGUAGUUUGAUACUUUUUAGUAUUUUUACAAACAAACUUUAAUUUUUAAUGUUAGGUGCCAAAGCUCAUUGCUGACCAGGUUUUGAGUUGUGGGGUUAAAAUGUACUGCAGUAAUCCUCAGAUGAGAGUGCAGGCUGCUCUGAAGGGCAUAUUAAAAAGAUCACACAAGAAUUAAAUGAAGCACUUACCAAACAGACACAUUCUGCUCAGGUCUAUGAGAGAUAUUACUUUUAGCAUUGCAAUAGUGGAGGAGAUUUCUGCAGUUCUGGAUCAGUUCAUUUUAAAGACACCAACCUCAAACAUUUUUUUCAUCUGUUAAUCAUGAAUUAGCUAUUCAACAAGCUUCAAAUCUGUCAGAAAGAUGAAUGAAGCCUGAAAUUGAGCAUAACACCCUGUCUUUAAAUAAAGAAGUUCAGAGGUGUCUUGGUAGAAAUGUAUGCACAACUUCAUAAAUACAGUGUAAUGUUGCAGUAUGUCUAUAAUACAAGUGUCAACUUAACUGUUUAACCCUAUCGUUUGUAUUUUAGGGCAAACCUGGCAAAGAUGGAGAUUAUGGAUCAAAGGUAUCAAUAACUUGCUGUAUUGUCCGUCUAUAUUCCAUCAGUGCUUCUUAUAUUACAUGUUAUCGACUAUUUGUUGCUGAAGUAUACACAUAUUUUUGUUAAAAGGGAGAAAAAGGCUUCCCAGGUUCACCGGGCUAUCCUGGCUCUCAGGUAAAUAAUGUUCCCUUGAUUUCCUUAGAUCAUCUUUGUCCUAAAUAACAUUAUUUUUGAAGAGCAAUAGUAAUGGAGACUGAAUUGCUUUUUUUACAGGGUGAAAAAGGAGAAAGAGGACCACCAGGCUAUGUGAGUUAGCGCCCUCCACCUCUAGCUUUGACUUUCUUCAUCACUGUGUAUCUAUCUCUUUCAUCCAUUUAUAACUUUCCUCAUCAGAAGGGUGAUUUUAACAAAGCUACCAGCAGAUGUCUCUGCAUACAGAGGAUCAAGCCUCAAAUGAACAGGAGAAUUCUUAGCAGUAAUAGCUUGGCGAAUAAUUUCCAUACGAGGGAGUUAUGUGUCAGUAGAGGUCUUGGUAAUACUUUAAGAUGACAGCUGAACGAUUUCAAAGAUGUUACUGUUCAUUUGGAAGGGAGGGUUUGUAAAAAGAACAUGCUGAGUUGCAUAUAUGUAUACUUGUACUAUGAAGGGAACUGUUUUUUUCUCCAAAUAAGGGUCUAAGAGAGUAACACUAACUUUUUAAAUGUUUAUCUUUACCAGUUUAUUCAGUUAUUUAGAAAUAGACCUUCCGUGUUCAACAGAAGUCUGACGAGGACCAUAAAAUGCUUUCGACCAUGUUGGUGAUCCAUCUCUCACAAAGCCUACAGUUUCAUGAAAAAGUAGAAAAGAAGAUCUCAGUUUCUGGACAAUCUUUUUAGAUUUUCAACAUUGUAAUGAUUUAAUUUUAGGGAAGUGGUGCUCCCGGUUCCCCUGGUCCUCGUGGUCUCCCAGGGCAGCAAGGAGAAAAAGGUGAAGUAAGACCAUGACAUACCCAAAGCUUCUUCAGAUGGAUUCCCUCUACAACCGUGUUUUUCCUCCUAACUUGGUUUUGUGUAAUCCACAGGCUUUCCUGGUCCUCAGGGAGAGGCAGGUCCACCAGGUAACGGAGCACAAUUUUUCAGCACAGUACAGGCUGCAGGUGUGAUGCGGACUUUGAAGUAACCAAACUGGCGCACUUGUUUUGUUCGUCAGGUCGGUACCUUGAGGGGCCUCGUGGAGAGCAGGGUCAGAAAGGAAGCCUGGGAGAAAAAGGAGACAGGGGCAUAGAAGGAGAAUCUCUUGUGGGACCACCAGGUCAGCCAGGAUCCCCUGGAGCCCCUGGACUUCCUGGACAACCGAGUACGUCCUCUUAAUCAGAACCACGGAAAAUAAUACAAAUUAUAAAUUCAUGAAUCAACUAGGGACAUUUCCAUUUGGGACAUUUGAAUUGAUAUUUUAACAACUGCAUGUGUAUUUUUGUGUGUGUGUUCUUGUGUGUAUGUGUGAUGAUAUGACCAAACAGUUGACCCUAAUGAAUGCAACAUUGAGAAAGGAGCUCCUGGCCCACCUGGACCUCCAGGUUUACAGGGAGAAGUGGGACAAAAAGGUAAGAAACUUUCAAAUUAACCACUGAGCAAAAUAAGUUAACCAUUUUAUGAUAUUGAAUAACACUUCAUGAAUGCUCCUCCUUCAGGUGACAAAGGAGAUACCUGUGUUCAGUGUGAGGGACACGGCCCACCUGGAUCAGAAGGGCCCCAGGGUCCUAAAGGAGAUCGAGGUAGGUGACCAUUGAUGGUGUCCACUGUGCUUGAAAUUCUGAUUCCACUUGAACUUUUCAUUUCCCAAAUCUAGACAUUGCUGCUUGGUUAAGAUCCAAAAACCACGUUAGCCUCUCAAUAUCUGUUUAACCUGAUCAUCAUGUGAAUCCCGUUUAACUGUUAACUGUAGUCAAUGUCUACGAUAUUUCUGUACUGACUAACUACUGUUUGUUUUUAACCUUCAGGACCUCCUGGAACAGUAGGCAGCAAAGGAGAGAAGGGUCGAUCUGGCUCUCCUGGAGCUCCUGGGAGACCUGUGAGUGAAAUAAUGUCUGAGAUACUUGGGACAAGAAGACCUGUGUGAAUAUACAGUACAUAAUACACAGUUUUGGACUUUGUGCAGGGUUCUCAUGGCACACCUGGGUUGAUGGGAGCCCCUGGUGCUGUUGGUGACCCAGGGGACAUGGCUCCUGGUCUGAAAGGGGACAAAGGUCUGCCUGGUGUUGCUGGCUCACCGGGACAGCCAGGACUGGAUGGACAGCCAGGGAGGGAUGGCUCCCCAGGUUUGCCUGGCCUCAAAGGAGAACCUGUAAGUGUGUGUCAUUUGUUUGAUGAGGGAAGUGUGAUAUCAGGGUAUCCCAAUUUGUGUGACUAUUAAACUGAUAAUGGUUUCCAUUGAUGGUAGAAUGAAAAUGAUAAUCAUAUUAUAAUGAAUAAAUUUAACAUAGAGAGGCGUUCAGCAGAUAAAGAGUCUGGUGUUAUAUCAGAGGUUGGAGAAGACCAAAAGCAGAGAUCAUAAAAGAAGCAAAUAAUCUUUUUCCAUCAGAUCAUUUUACCAAACAUGUUUGUCUUAUUUACCUCAUAAAGGGAGAUCAGUGUUGUACAGUUGUUUGUGUUAAACUCUUUUGGCCAAUAAAAUCUGUUAUACAGGUUUAAUUUUAACAUUUUUUAUGCAUUAAAAAGUCAAUUAUUCCUGCAUGCAUCCUUCAGAAUUCAAAUACUUAAUUUAAUGUUACCAAAGAAAAGACACUUUUAUGUCAAUUUCAGGCCAAAGAAGGCAUCAAGGGUGAGCGUGGAUUUGAUGGAGACCCUGGUCGUGCUGGGCUUCCAGGCGAGAGGGGUCCACCUGGACUGCCAGGCUUUGGUAGACCUGGAGAUGCUGGAGAAAAGGGAAGCCAAGGCAGACCUGGCCUUCCUGGAACUCCGGGAGCACCAGGUACGACCAAUAUCUGUACACAGAGAUCUGCAGAUAUCAAAAGUAUCUGCUCAUAAGGCAGUAAGGUCAAAAAGAAGUACAGUUAUACUUGUUUUAGGUUUCAGAUCUGAAUGAAAACUGAUGUUUGUUAACAUCCAACUACCCACUUACAGGUGCUAAAGGGGAGCCAAGUGUGAGCAGUCCCGGACCUCGGGGAGAACCUGGAGCAAAGGGAGAAUCUGGCAGACCUGGAUUUCAAGGCAGGAAACAUUUGUUUUAGGUUUUGCUGUAAUGCAACAAAAUCCUCAGAAAGUGGAGUAAAUUUGUGAGCCUUAGCUCACCUUUCUUAGCUGAGAUUAGGGUAGUGUUACAAUCUGUGUCUACCUUGAUUGAUGUUUAGUUGGCACAUGGUAACUGGUUACCAUGCAACAUGUUGUUGGCUUUAGGUGAAAGAGGUCUACCCGGAGAUCAAGGGUUGCCAGGUUUCCCUGGUACAAAAGGUGACCAAGGAUCUCCUGGUAUUGGAUUUCCUGGCCCAACUGGUCCCAAAGGUAAGACGGCCUGCGUUGACCCUGAUCACUUUUCCAUGCCUAGCUAACAGAGGUUCUGUGGAUAGCACAAAUUCAGAAAAUGAAAUAAAUAUAAAAUAUUAUAAAAUGUUUGUAGGUGUCGGUGGAAUUCCAGGAACUAAGGGAUCACCAGGAGAACCAGGAAGACCUGGGCAGGAUGGUUCGACUGGAAAACCUGGAUUACCUGGACUUAAAGUUUGUACUUCUUUGCAAAUGUGUUUGAAAUAAAAAUAGAUAUGUGUGUAUAUCUCUCUACACAUGGUGAGGAUUUCUCACAAAAGGCUUGAAAUGAUCAGUUUUUGAUAAUGGGACACAAGUGUUUCAAGCACAAAGGGAACAUUGUUUGGGAACAUUACAAACCGCGCUCCAGCAAACAGACCUGUUGACUUUGCAUGCACCCUAAAAUGGUGAAUCUGUAAAAUCAUGAUUUCCAGAGCCUAAAUUCAAGAAUUAUUCCUUUUCUUUGCAGGGUGAACCAGGACGAGGUCUUCCAGGCCAAAAAGGUUUUCAGGGUGAACCAGGAGUCACUGGCUUCCCAGGAGAGAAGGGAGAAAUUGGACUUCCUGGUGUUCCUGGAAGAGAAGGCCGAACAGGACCUCCUGGUGCUCAGGGAAUAAAAGGUACAGUCCAAAACUUUUGUAACUGUAGUGCGCAGUGAGGAUCAAACUAGUUGCUCCUUGCAUAAUCCUCAUCACAAGUAAAUCAUUGGUUUUCUUUUGUUUUUCAAUCAGGUGAAGUGGGACCCCCAGGGCCUCCUGGACUAAGUGGCUCACCAGGUGCUCCAGGAAAAGGCUCCCCUGGACUUCCAGGACCACAAGGACCAGCUGGAGAGUCCGGCCCAACUGGUUAGUUCAGAUUUAGCAUUCAAGCACAGACCCACUUUUUAAUGGUAGAAAUCUGACGUAAGUGAUGCACAAUCUGAAAAGCUCUUUACUCACUGUAAUCUGACAAGUUUGUAUGCAUUCAUGUUGAGCAGGACAGCCAGGUGUCAAGGGUGACAAGGGUUACCCAGGUCCACCUGGUCUGGACAUGCCAGGGCCUCAGGGAGAGAAGGGAGCCUCAGGAUUCCCUGGAGUGCCAGGAAGUACAGGACUUCCUGGGCCACCAGGCUUACCAGGACGGGACGGACUCAUUGGAAACCAAGGUGAGAUUACAGAACAGCUAAUACAUUUAGGAGGAAACAUAAACUGAAGGAGGCGCUCUCUACUGUCUUGUCGGUGGUCUUUUGUUUGUUCAGUGUUGUUUUUUUAUUAUUGAGUUUAAAUAUGGAGGCAGCAGUGAUCACUCCUCAAGCUUGAAUUUUCAGCAUUCACCUUCAAUGUCCUACAGAAGAGGCAACAAUGAAUCUCAGAUCAUUUUGUCCUCCUGCUGCUUUGUAAUUGUUUCUUAUUUUUUUAUGUCAGGUCCAAAAGGUGAAAUGGGGGUUAUUGGAACACCAGGAGUACCGGGAUUUCCAGGACCACCUGGGAUACCUGGAUCUCCUGGUCCAAGAGGUAAUAAGAACCAAAUCAUGAAAGAGAUUCAUAGAUUUAGACCCUUCACAGACUUUUAUAGUAACCAAUAAAUCAAAAUUCCCUCUCCAUCCUCAGGUGAUAUCGGUAGAAUUGGACCACAAGGUGGCAUUGGAGAGCCUGGAGCUAAGGGUGAAAGGGGAGAACAAGGUCUUCAGGGUCCUGCUGGAAACAUGACUGACAUUCAGAUGGAGCAAAUGAAGGGGGAGAAGGGAGACAGUGGAGACAGAGGUUUGAAAUAACACACCAUUCUUUGUACAGUUAGAGUUUAUUUACCCAAAUAGUGUAAAAUUUCUUAACCUGUUUUUUUCAAACUUUGGUUAGGUGACCCUGGAUAUACUGGACAGAAGGGCCACCGUGGACUUCCUGGAGACCCUGGUAUGCCAGGAAAAGAUGGAGAACCUGGAUUACCUGGACAACCUGGUAACCACCCUGACAUUAAAUUUAUUGAAAGUUUUUGUUCUUAUCCUUGUGUUGUUUAUCUGAUUCAAAGUAUUUCACCAUGAAUUUCCUUCAGUAAUCUAAAAAUCCCAAAAAGAGAGCACAAGAAUAAAACAAUUUAAUUUGUAAUGUUUGAUUUGUCUAAGGUGAGAAGGGAGAUUCUGGUUUAGCAGGAGAUCCAGGCAGUAUGGGACCUCCAGGACAGAAAGGUGGUUCGGGAGAGAUGGGAAUCCCUGGUAAGAAAUGCACAUACUAUGACAAAAUCAUGUUCUAUAAGUAAGUUUAAUUUAGUCCUGUAAGGACAGAGAUGUCAGAAAAAUAUUAAUAUAUAUAUAUAUAUAAUAUAAAUGUUUUUAAAAAAUUGAAUUUGUAAACCUGGCAGGUGCCUUUCAUCCGUUUAACACGCUUGUGUAUAUUUACACAGGUCCUAGUGGUCCAAAGGGUAGUAAAGGAGACUUUGGCACACCAGGACAUCCUGGAUUCAGAGGCACAGAUGGGCAGAAAGGAGAAAAGGGAGUAGCUGGUGAGCCAGGUAUUGGCAUCCCAGGGACUCCAGGAGAAAAGGUAACUCACUAGCUACAACAACUGUAAUGUAAUAUGAUGAUCUCAAAGAUCUGUGAACUCAGAGAUUUGUAAAGUGGCUCCAUUAGCUUGUGUUCUUAUCUUAAGUGCACUGAAAGUUUGCAGCUUCAGCAGGGCCUAGAUGCCCAACUAUCUCCUCUUAAAAAUAACAGCAGUUACUUUCUGAUGAGGACAGACCUAAAUCACUUGUGUCAUUGCUUUGUGCAAAUCUGCGCAAUGAUGUUAUUCAGCUGACAUGAGGUCGAUCAGUUGUAAGGAAACCAUAACAAAACAUCAGGUUUUUGGUAAAAUUGUCAAAGAGGGAGCCUCUGUGUAAGCUACUCACAGCUACCUGAAGAAGAUGAACUGGCACUAGUCCUGUGGAUGUAAUGAACAAAGAAAGGACAGCAUUACUAUUACAGGAUAAUCUGGAGAGGCAGAUUUAGCUCUGGUCUUUGUUGUGUUGGCCGAUCCUCUCAAUGAUAUAUCCUCAGUCUUUACUAAGCAUACUUCCUCUCAUUUUUAUUCUGACAGGGUCUGGCUGGGCAGCCUGGAUUCCCAGGAUCUCCAGGGGAGAAGGGUCAGAGGGGUCAUGAGGGUAUGCCUGGAAAGCCAGGACUGGAAGGUCCCAAAGGAGACAAAGGAAGCGCUGGGUUUCCAGGUCAGAUAUCAGUAUCUGUGAUGAUGUGUUCUUUCCAUUCUCUGUAUUUCGAUAUUUUAUUUAUAUAUGUUUGUGUGUGUGUGAGUAGGUCAAUCAGGCAGACCAGGUGAGAAGGGUACAGUUGGGCUGCCAGGGUCUCCAGGAGAAUCCGGUCGUGAUGGUCGACCUGGUGAGUUACAGACUUAUUUAAUCAGAUAGAAAAGUUUCCACAUGUUCAGCAGAGAAGAUGAUUUAUUGAUUUCAAAGUUCAACAUCUAAGUCACCUUUAACAUUAUUAGUCCUGUUUGAAAAAGUUUCUGUGCCUUUGUCAUACAGGCAGUGUAAAAAAUGAGCUUUAGACAUCUUCCCAUACAGUCAUUAAAUGUGUAUAUAUGUGUUUUUCUUACAGGCGAAGGCGGCUUGCAGGGACCUCCUGGUCCUUCUGGAGAAAAGGGGGAACCUGGAGUGGACGGUAUUCCUGGAUCCUCUGGAGAAAGAGGCGACCCGGGUAAGUAUCAGAGGAGACAACACAACAAUGAAAUGCUGUUACAGUCGUUUCACAGCUGAGGAAAGGAAACAAAGGUUGUGCGAUUCUCUGAUAUAUUGUAUAUAUGCGUGCUAAAAUAAUAAAACUGAAUCAGUGUUUCAUUAAAAUGAAACUCACACCUAAAUAACUGGGUAAGCUAUAACACAAGCUAUACAGCCUCAAGUAACAAUGCAUCAAAUUGUAUGUUAUCACAUGGAAUCCUGUCAUACUGUUUCCUGUUGUAUCUAAUCACACUGUCUCAAAUAGUAUAGUGUCACAUUAUGCAUCCUUUUGUAUUAUAUUUUAUCAUAACAAACACAGUGUGCUACAUUGUCUCAUACCUCAUCAAAUUAUACUUUUUCAAACAGUAUUGCAUUAUAUUGAAUGGUAUUAUAUCAUACUGCAUUGUGUAUAAUUGUAUCGUGACUUGACGAAUAGCAAAAUAUGAAUGGGUGAUGUACGGAUUCGUAUCAUAUAGCGUUGCAGUGUUAGAACACCAUCAAACAUCCAUCAGUUAAGAUAGCAGUAACUUUUCCAUGACUACUAACUACUACAUAACUAAUCAUAAACCCAAGAAACCAAUCAGUCCUAUCAUUUCAGAUAAUAUGAUCCCUCCUUUUGACAGGUCUACCUGGUCGAGGUUUCCCUGGACCCCCUGGUACUCUUGGAGGCAAAGGUCAGACCUCUUCUGUUCUUGAAUUGUAAUCGUUGAAUCAUUGAAGUCAAACAGACUUUUAACACUUGGUCUUAUCAUUGCCUCUGCAGGUGACAAAGGCAGUCCUGGUUUCCCUGGGACUCCAGGUCAUCCAGGUGUCUCUGGUAUUAAAGGCGACAAGGGAUUUCCUGGCUUACCGGGACCCCAGGGUGAGGCAGGGGAGAAAGGGCUCCCGGGUAUGUCUCUAGAAGGUCCCAAAGGAGAGAGGGGAGAAACAGGGCAGUCCGGAGACCAAGGUAAACAAACACCUAACAUCUGUCUUCUCAAUGUUUCAUAAUGGACUCAUUUCUUAAAAAUCACAGUUGAAAAGUGCUUUCAUGUAGGAUCAUGUGAUUUGUCAAACAGGAUCCCCAGGAGCACCAGGACUCCCUGGUGUGCCAGGCAGAGAUGGUCUGAAGGGAGAGAGAGGAAACCAGGGUAAUCCCGGUUUCCAAGGAGAGACAGGACAGAAGGGUGACCCAGGAGUUCCUGGACUUCCUGUACGUCAUAAAUCUGCUUUCCAUGUCUAAGGGUCCUGUUUGAAUGAUAUAAAGCAUACCUUGAAUAUUCAUGGGUGUGUUUUCGGUGCAACAUAAAUCAGACCAAUUCGAUGGGUCUGUUUUCAUUCCCUUUACAAAUAAGAUAGGCAUGUUGUUACUUACAUGGCUGAUUUCAGCCUUUCUGCUUAAACACAGAAAACACAAUCAGAUCACAAACACUGUUUAAGUUCUGUUGAUGCUCAGAUUGAAGUUACAUGUCCGCUGAAACAGUUCCUCUGCUCAGCAGAAAUGAUGAGGAACUUUUACAAUGAACAAUGUCCUGUGUACCUAAGGCUGUAAUACUUUUAAUUUAGAAAAGCUCUGCACACUGAUUUUAGGCUUUAGACCAGGUUUUUGUUGGUCUUAGGUGCAAAUGCUUUCUAUUUAUUCAACCUGGGUGCUGGGUGUAAUGACACUUGUGCUGCACCCCAAAACACUCCUGGUUAGGGUGUGAUGAAGCUCUUAGACUUUUUCACUUUUUAAAACAUAGUAUAGGUUUUAAGGUAACUGAAAAUGUCCGUGUUUUUGUGUGUCUUCAUUUUGUACAGGGACAACAAGGCCUUCCAGGUAUCGAUGGACAGAAGGGUGAGAAAGGACUGCAGGGUGUCCCUGGCUUUCCAGGUGGGUGCUGUUGUACAGAGUAAGACUGUGUGUGUGUUUAUGUGUGCAAGCAUGUGUGAGAGACGUGAUGUGUAUGUACUUACAAACGAUUAACUGAAAUACUUCAUUCUUUAAUCCAAACUUUAGGUACAAAGGGUGACGGUGGUGACGUCGGUUUCAAAGGAGAAUAUGGAGACCGAGGAUUCCCAGGAGAAAAGGGUAACUAGUCAUCUUGUGUCAACAAUUUAAACAAUCUUAUCAAUAAAAAUAGAAACACCAGGCCUCAUUCAGAAAAACCUUCCUUCUCUAAAGAAGUGCUCUGAAGAAGUCUAAAGAAGUCAAAAGUACAUUUAUGGUUCAGUUCUUAGGCGGCAGAAUUGUUGACACCUGUGUUUUUAAAAUAUUUUAAAGUAUUUGUAAAAUAUUUGUACACAUUAGAAUAACACAGAACUGAACAGGGAACUGAGGGAUGUCAGGAAUAAUACUUCACUCUAGAUUUCAAAAUCAGAGAAAAUCUUACAUCCACAAUCCUCUAUAAAUAGCCUUAUGCUAAACUGAUAAGUGUUGUCUCUUAAAAACCUCUAAUACUGAGGCAUUGAUUUAGCUCCGUGAUAGAUGGGCUGUAGUCCUUGUCACACUGAUCAUGAGAUCGAUUCCCAGUCACUGCAUAAUUCAGUGCAGGCCACUUCCCGCUGUCUUCCCCACAUUUCCUGUUUUUCUUGAGCUGUCCCUUCAAAAAGAAUGACCAAAAGCUCUAAAAAUUAUUCUCAAAAAUGUGUUUCAGGUAAUGUUGGCCCCCCAGGCCCCCCUGGCCCCGCCACCCACGUCAAAGGUGACAUAGGAUUCCCAGGGAUUCAAGGUCCACCAGGGCCUCGGGGUUUGCAAGGCCACGUUGGACAGAAAGGGCAGCAAGGUGACAAUUUGCUUCAAAAAAGCCGCUUAUGACUAACAAUUUCUGGUCUUCAGUCGACUCUUGCUUCAUCAUUUGUGUUAAAUCCCUCAGGUUUGACAGGUGUCUCAGGACCAAAAGGUGAAGAUGGACUUCCUGGAUAUCAUGGUCAGGCUGGAGCUAAAGGAGAUCCUGGCCUGCCAGGGCCACAGGGUGAGAUGCUGACAGGGAUGAAGGAUGAUGAUAGGAGCUUUUUUAUUGUUGAUGUUACAUCUUAUUAAUGACCUUGUGUCUUCAGGACCCAGAGGAUACCCUGGACCCCCAGGGCCUGAUGGCGUCCCAGGUCAAGUGGGCCCUCCUGGCCCCUCCUCCAUGGAUCACGGGUUCCUAGUAACCCGUCACAGUCAAUCAGUGGAUGUCCCAUAUUGUCCUGAAGGAACGUCGCUUAUUUACGAUGGCUACUCCUUGCUCUAUGUACAAGGAAAUGCACGGGCUCAUGGACAGGACUUGGGUAAGGAAAACUGUGAAAAACAUCUUAAUGAUAAAAAGAAAGUUGAUUAGUGAAUUAAUCCAUGUUUACUUGAAAUCUGUGUUUCAGGUACGGCAGGCAGCUGUCUAAGGAAGUUCAGCCCGAUGCCCUUCCUGUUCUGUAACAUCAACAACGUGUGCAACUUUGCUUCCCGUAAUGACUACUCUUACUGGCUCACCACGCCUGAACCCAUGCCCAUGAGCAUGGCACCUUUCACUGGUGAAAGCAUCAAACCCUUCAUUAGCAGGUGUGUAGCAUAUCAACCUGAGCACAGAUACACAAUAAAGAAGAAAUUGGUAGCAAAACUCAUUAGCAUCAAAAACACACAAGUUUACAGGAGUAAGGUAAAUCCUUUUCAUUCAGGAACUUGCAGACUGGUAUCUUUAUUCACCAAUUUGAGCCACAUGUUAUACUUUCAUCAGUGUUAAAUGAAAUUAGGCCAAAAAGUCAGUCAACAGAGCAAAGACUAUUUUCAUUUAGCUUGAGCAGCACUUUUUUAAGGUACCUAACUGCUACAUAUAUGAUGUAAAUACUGUGCUUCUUUCAUAUGUUUGUGUACGUGUGUGUUUGUGUGUUUAGGUGUGCUGUUUGCGAAGCCCCAGCCAUGGUGAUCGCAGUUCACAGUCAGACCAUCACAAUCCCUCCUUGCCCUCGAGGCUGGGACUCCCUGUGGAUCGGCUACUCCUUUGUCAUGGUAAGACAAACCAAUUCACCUCAUAUUUUUACCUGUUUUGGUUCAGCGCUCUCUUAAGAUAAGAUAAGAUGAGAUGUUCCUUUAAUAGUCCCACAGGGGAGAAAUGACAUAUAAAGUACAGACAUAUAAAGAUAAAUUAAAGGAUAAAGAAACUUAGUGUUAAGUUAAGAAAAAAGAAAAAGAUAUGUAUGGACAGGACUUGGAGAACUUGUUUCAUCUCUGUGGGCUGUUUUACUUUGUAUUCGUGCAGCACACUAGUUCUGGUGCUGAGGGUUCGGGCCAGGCUCUGGCCUCUCCUGGUUCCUGUCUGGAGGAGUUCCGCAGCGCCCCAUUCAUUGAGUGUCACGGUCGUGGAACCUGCAACUACUAUGCCAACUCCUACAGCUUUUGGCUCGCCACCAUUGAAGACAGCGAGAUGUUCACGUAAGUUAAAAUCAGACACGCACCACACAUGUACUGUCACAUAACUUCAGCUUCUCACUGAUUUUUUUUUUGUGUUCUUUAUCUCUCUCCUCAUUUCAGGAAACCUGUGCCGACGACGCUUAAAGCAGGAAGUCUUAGAACACACAUAAGCCGCUGUCAAGUUUGCAUGAAGAGGACAUAAACCCAAACACCAGAGUGCCUUUUUUGUCUAACCGGAGAGCAAUGCAACACGCGCUGAUGUCCUGGACUUGUCUUUGAUUCCUGUUCCUAAAGGAUGGUGCUAUUUCCCUGCAUGUUUGAGAGGAAAGGGACAAAGAUCCGGUUUGAAUAGAGGUUUAACACUACGAACCAGAACACGGAGACCAAGCGGCCUUUUGCUCCAUGCAGAACACUUUACUAACAUGAUCACAGAAUGUCUCUAAGGAAUGGCGCCCAGUUUACCACUGCACUGAAUACACAGCCCCAUAAACUGGUAAACUGGUGUUCAUUGUGAAAGGGUUGUUUGUGUAGGUCAGGUGCUAUUUGGUGUUACUUAUCUGCCAUAUUCCUCUUUGUUUUUCUUCGUUUUACUUUUUUUUUUUCUCUCUCUGCAGCAGCGAUCAAAGAUAUAGCCUCAUGAUAAUCAUGAUUGACACACCUUUUACUUCUUUAUACAAACUAAUGUCAAGAAUGGGGACUUACCACUCGCUACAAAUGCAUGUCGGUUUUGCUAAAUCACCAUUAUGUUGCAGACACGUAUACUUAAGCAACCACACUGUUGUACAUAUAAUGCAUUCCUCUCUAACAUACUUCUACAUACUCUCCUCAGGUUAUUAUUGUGUGUUAUUCAGUCCAUUUUUUAUUUAUGAGAUUUAUGAGGAUACGUGGGGCUGUAGUGUUUCCAAGAUUCCAUGAUUGAAAAAAAGUGUUUCAAUGUCUGACCAUGACCGCCUUAGUAACAUGCAAUACAGUACAGCACUGAAAAAGCUAUAGCAGGUGUGUGCCUGAGUGUGUAAAUAUAAAUGAAUCGAUUUUAGCUGUGUGGAUGUGGUGUGUGUUUUGUAAUGUCUGCAUAAAUAUUGUGGUGCACAACAAAAAGAAAAGGACUUCAAAUCACUCUCCACAUACUUCUCAUCCGUCAGAGCAUUGCUUAUAACAGCUGUGUGUUUAAGGACUUAGUCGUAUCACAUGAAGUGUCUGAUCUCUUGAUCCCAAAACGAUGCACAUGUAUAUAAACUUACACAUAACCUGUACUUUGCUAUUAUGCUCUUAUACUUGACUCUUUCCAUUUGUGAAUGGCUUUUGAUUCCCUGUUGUGUUCAUGCAAAAUUCAUGUUUCAUAAAAAGUAAAGGGCUAUUCCAUCACUUUUUAAAUUAUACCGUUUUAACACAGAUGUUUCAGAAAAACAUGAAUUUGUUGAAGUAAAUCUAAGCUCUGAAAGGUUUUAUGAUGCAUUAAUUCAAUCUGAACACCAGUGAAAGGAAGAUCUCCCAGAUUUCCUGUCCUUUUUAGUGUUUUUUUGUAUCCCACUGACUGUAACUUGUUUGUGUUCGUCCAUAUGCUCGGUUAUGAUAAUAUGCUCCAUGAAGUAUUUACAGGAUUAGCAGUGUUGCAAUCAAAAACCAACUUGACCACAGUGGAGGUAAUCUGAUCUCAUUACCAAAUAGAAUCCACAUUUUAUGUUUUACAGACCCUUUUCUGUGUAAUUCCUACAAUAAAAUGAUUUGUAGAACA